Molecule: messenger RNA, 1979 nt
Organism: Xylona heveae TC161
Lineage: Eukaryota; Fungi; Ascomycota; Xylonomycetes; Xylonales; Xylonaceae
Exons: 3
Coding region: 458-1486 (342 amino acids)
Cellular component (GO): membrane
Source: RefSeq, a predicted model, not a curated record
UAAAUUUCAAUCACAAUGAAUGAGUGCCAUGUUUUAGAUCUUGUCGAGUCAAUGAUAAGAUUUCAUCUAUACACAGUUCAUGGCUUCCUUAUGGCAUCCAUUUUCAAUCAGUUUAUUUCAUUUGACGCCUCAAGCGAGAAAAGCAUAGGGCAUCUUCAAAUGUAUCUAAAUCAGGUCACGUGAAUGAGUGACGGAGAGGAAAGGUACGUACCUGUUGACACUCGGUGGUCGAGGAAGACCUAAAGCGCAGCGCUUCCUCGAUCACGUCGCGCCCCGAGUCAAAACAAAGUGGGUGGUAGGUAUUUGUUGUGGCUUCCCCCACCACCUCCAAAGCUUGCGCGCACUGCAUUCCUUCGUCUCAGCCUUCACCUGUGACCAGCAUAACGUUUCUAUAAUCUCUCUCAAAGACAGUGAAUAAGGGUACUCUUCGCGCGCCUAUAUUGGACAAUUUGAAGCAAUGUCUGUGCCUUCGUCGUGGCUGCAGAAGCAGCGGAAAAGCGACCUGGUUGGUCUCGCAGAUCAAGUCGGACUCAAAGACUAUGAGAGCUUGAAGAAGACCGAUCUUGAAGUAGCGCUUGAUGAAUUCCUGCGCGCAAACCAGAGCAAGUUUGCUAAUGAAUCGAGUCUGAUGCCUUUUUACAAGCGCAUUGCGGCGGGAUCACCCGUGAAGAAGGAAAGCGUGGCUGCUACUCCUGACUCUGAACCUAAAUCUGCGAAGCCGAGGAGCCGAAAGAUUGUUAAAGUGCGCGACAAUAUCGACUCUAGUGAACAUUCAACGCCAGAAGCGAGUAGAACGGCAAUGGUGACGCGAACUCCUCGCACUAGUUUAGGGUUCCCUUCGCCUGUUAACCUUCCUCCAUCUCCGGCUGCUGUCGCGGACGCCAUUGAUCGCAGGACGGCAGAUGUACGUUCAAAGAUUGGAAAGGCGUGGGAAGGGACUGGCGUCACAAACUCAGCAGAAGGUCUUCGGGAAGUUCUCAGUAGUGCUGUUGGAGUAGAAACUUUGGUACUAUUGAUUGAAGCAUGCGGCCUGUUUCCGGAGGUGUUGCCGCUUCGUUACCCUUUCAAAAUCCCAGCACAGCCAGCUAUUGGACUUCAAUCUGACCUUCCAGUGCCCAUUCCAGACCUGUUCCUAUUGCUGACGAAUUCUUUCUGGGGCCCAUUUACUUUAUGGCUUUCAACCACUCUCCUUGUGCCGCUCGCGUUUGCGUAUUUCUUCAAUCUUACCCUCCAUGCGAAGAGCAGUCACGCGACACACUCCCGAGUUGUGAAGCCUACUUACAGAUUUGACCCAUUGGCUUUCAAUGUCGUCAAAGGUCUGAUCACAUGGCUGGUUUAUUCACAGGGAGUUGGCUUUGGAGGUUGGUUGAGGAGUGAGAAUGUCGCAAGAGUUGAUGCCGCCAUUCCUGGUGGCCAUACCGGAAUUCUGAUUGGAGCAGGAGUUGGUGCGCUCGCCAGCAUCUACGAAGCUAUUCUGAAGAAAUAAUCGAUAGGAUUGCACGACUUCCAGGGGAACAUGUUGCAGAAAAAGUACCGGCUAUGCCACGGUUAUUUUCCACACUCAAAAUUCACUUUUGAAUGUGUUGCAGCGACUUUUAUCUUUGAAACUUUUGGGUCCCUCUCUCGCCCUUUGGCCUUUGUAAUUCUUGGCUUUUCUUUUUCCUGUUUCUCUUUUUCUUUUUCAUUUUUCAAACCCCGAGUCGGCGGUCUUGGUGCUGGCGUUGAUUGAUGACUUGUUCGUGUUUUGUGGACAGUUUUUUGUUGAAAGACAUCAUUAUACUAUGCAGGAAAUUGUAUUUUUUUAAGCAAUUUCAACCAAUGCAAAUACUUCGGGCUCUGCAACCUCAUUGCGGUCUUUGUUGAAAAACUUCCGUUUCUUUGUUGCAAUUGGCCUAAGCAUCUGCACCUGAGAGCUUUUCGGAUUGAAUUAGGAAAUUGGAGAAUAGUUUCUAAAUCGAUCAUCGAGAUCGAAGGAUCGG